ACUCGCGCUCCUCGUCUGCGCGGAGCAUGUCCGCCGGGGCGCCGGCCGCCCGCGGGCUCCUGCUGCUGUCGCCGCUCCUGUCGCUGCCGCAGGUGGCGCUGGGCUUCGCGGAAGGCAGCUGCGACCCUUCGGACCAGUGCCCGCCGCAAGCCCGCUGGAGCAGCCUGUGGCACGUGGGGCUUAUCCUGCUCGCAGUCCUCCUCCUGCUGCUGUGUGGGGUCACGGCCAGCUGUGUUCGGUUCUGCUGCCUGCGGAAGCGGGCACACACCCAACCACACCUGCUGCCGGCACCUCAGCCCUGCGACCUGACAGCCAUCCCUGUGGACAGUGACAGCCCUGUGCACAGCACUGUGACUUCCUACAGCUCCGUGCAGUACCCACUGGGCAUGCAGCUGCCCUUCGGGGAGCUGGACCUCGACUCCAUGACCCCCCCUGCCUACAGCCUGUAUGCCCCCGAGCUGCCACCCUCCUAUGAUGAAGCCGUCAAGAUGGCUAAAACCAGACAGGAAGAGCCACCCCCUUUCCCGUAGCCCAGCCCCCUCCCCAGGGCCUCAUGCCUAGAGACCCCUUCAGGGCCCCAGGAACUGGGCCCUGAUGCCCCACACCCCUGGCUGUAGCCAUGGUGCCCCUGAGAGUGGGCAGGAAGGCUCUCCUGAGCCUCCCAAUGCCACCGGCCACUCUCUACUUACAGUGGACUGUGCAAGGGUCCUCGGGCUAGGGGACUGCAGCCCACCCCCACCAUCCUUCUCCCAGGAAGGCCAGCCGUCCAGCACAAUGCUACAACCCUGGCCUCGUUGCUGUGUAACACAGGGCAGCCAAGCCGGCUGGCCCUGUGUUUGCCACACACACGCACGCACACGCACACACACACACAGGCUGCUUCAUUCAUCCCUGGCCCCCAGCCCAGCCCCAGCAGGCUCUCAGCCCACAGGAGGCCCCACAGGCCUAAGCCUAGGGGCUCAGGACCUGCUGUGAUGUCUGCAGCUUUUUGGAGAGAAUAAAGUUUGUAUCAAAGUG
Molecule: messenger RNA, 1017 nt
Organism: Camelus dromedarius (Arabian camel)
Lineage: Eukaryota; Metazoa; Chordata; Mammalia; Artiodactyla; Camelidae
Gene: TMEM52
Product: transmembrane protein 52
Exons: 5
Coding region: 27-530 (167 amino acids)
Source: RefSeq, a predicted model, not a curated record